CAAUCAAUUUGCUUUGAGCCGUCUUAUCGUCAACAUGUUAUUUUUGUCUUUAAUAUUAGCAACAAUCAUUUUAUUAAUAGUGCUGCACGAUUACAUAAGCAGAUCAAAAAGACUUAUUAGAAAGAUUCCUGGACCUAAGAGUUACCCUAUUAUUGGAAACACUAUUCCUUAUAUUUUGUCACCUGAAAAUCUUUUUCAUUAUCUCCGAACAUUACACAACACCUAUGGAGAGCUUAAUCAAGUGCACGCUUUGUCCGUGCAAGCGGUAAAUGUUUUCAGCCCUGAAGAUAUGGAGGUCAUACUGUCCUCGACCAAACAUAACGAUAAACAGUUACCCUAUACUUUUCUUAAGCCAUGGCUAGGGGAGGGACUUCUGACGAGCAAUGGCCUGAAGUGGCACCAAAGAAGAAAGCUAUUAACGAAAGCAUUCCAUUUCAAUAUAUUAAAAAAAUAUUCCGCGACCUUUACUGAACAAACACAAGAAUUUAUCAAAAAGGUACAUGAAGAGACGAAAAAAUCCAAAACUGAUGUCUUGCCAUUGAUAUGUUCGGCCACAUUACAUAUUAUGUGUGAAACCGCUAUACCCGCAACAAGGAAUGAGGGUAUUCAAACAAUAACUCAAAAAUAUUUUAAAUCCAUACAUACGGUCGGCGAAGCUGUUGUUGAAAGAAUGUGCAGAGUGUGGCUUUAUUUUGAUCCUUUCUUUAAACUGACAAAAACUGCAAAAGAACAAGAAACAGCGUUAAAGGAAUUGCAUACGUUCACCAAUAAGAUAAUAGCCGACAGGAAAGAAUUUGUAAAAAAUUUUGAUGUCAGUAAGUAUAUUGAUAGCGAUGAGUAUGAUAAUUCAAAGGGGAAAUUGACGAUGUUAGAUCUUCUUCUCGAAAAUGAAAAAACUGGAAAUAUAGAUUUGGAAAGCAUAAGGGAAGAAGUGGACACGUUUAUGUUUGAGGGCCACGACACUACAGCCAUGGCGUUAUCCUACUUUAUUAUGGCAAUAGCGAAUGAACCAGCAAUUCAACGGAAAAUAUAUGAAGAAAUGGAGCAAAUAUUUAGUGAUUCUAAACGUUUAGCAACCAUGGCCGAUUUACAUGAGAUGAGAUAUUUGGAAUGCUGUAUAAAGGAAUCACUACGACUGUAUCCUAGUGUGCCAUUCAUAGCUCGAAACUUGACUCAGGAGACUGUAUUAAGUGGAUAUACAGUCCCAGCAAAUACUUUUGUGCAUUUGUUUAUAUACGAUUUACAUAGACGUCCCGAUCUCUUCCCUGAUCCUGAGAGAUUUAUUCCGGAAAGAUUCUUGCCACAAAACUGUUUGAAUAGGCAUCCAUACGCAUACAUCCCUUUUAGUGCUGGUUCCAGAAAUUGUAUAGGACAAAAGUUUGCGAUGCUCGAAAUGAAAACGGUUUUAUCGAGUUUGAUAAGACAAUUCCACAUAGAGCCUGUGACAAAACCUUCAGAACUUCGAUUCAGGACAGACCUGGUGCUGCGCACAACCCAUCCUAUUUAUGUGAAGUUUAAAAACAGGGAAUAGUUCCAUUAUUAUUGUUUUAUAAUUAGUAUACCUAAUCCUGUUUAAUCAUUGCAAGCAGGUUUAUUGUGAGGGUGUCUUAAACAUUUAGAAUUCACGACUCAAUAGGAUUAGAAAACGUAUUAAGUAAAUGUUAAAAGAUCAGAGCUAUGUCUUGGAAGCGGUUUUUUAAAUAAGUAAUAAAAGAUGAAAAUUA
Danaus plexippus (monarch butterfly) is the source of this 1724-nucleotide messenger RNA. RefSeq names its product cytochrome P450 4C1-like. The record is from RefSeq and is a predicted model, not a curated record. NCBI's taxonomy places the organism in Eukaryota, Metazoa, Arthropoda, Insecta, Lepidoptera, Nymphalidae. The transcript is spliced from 9 exons. Gene Ontology annotation, molecular function: monooxygenase activity; oxidoreductase activity, acting on paired donors, with incorporation or reduction of molecular oxygen; iron ion binding. The coding region runs from base 35 to 1531 and encodes 498 amino acids.